AGGAAGGAGGACAAACACUGUACAAGCCAUUUUAAUCCAAGCGGCGAAGAACUGCAUGAUGUUCUCAGCUAUCUGUAACAGAGCUGUAUGAGGUAGUAAGUCUUCAAUUAUAACAUACUUUGGCCAUGAAACAUAUUAGUCAACAAAAUAAAAGAUGCUCAUUGUGGCAUACAGAUAUCAUGGAAUCCAGUGAAGAACAGUCAAGAUGAUCAAGUGCCAAGGUCAACAGAGCAGAUUUUAUAUUAUUUCACCUGCAACAAAGAUUCAGUGCACCAUAUCAAGCCCUAUCAUUAACUGACAAAUGCUCUAAUUAUUAGAUGAGGGCAGAGCAAUCAAGAUUUAGCAGGAGGGUAGGGGGAGGUCUAAGCUGGGCAAUUAGGAAAAGCAAUCUUUGCUCCCUGAGGUGGAUAGAGAGAGAGAGAGCGGUGAGUAUUAGCACAGCGCAUGUCUCUUUAAAUGAAGGGAGAGAGAGCAUGUGAAAGGGGGAGGGGGAGUUGGCUGCGUUGGAACAGUCCACCUCUAAUGAGCAGAUUUGAGAGACACCAGUGUAAGAGAGAGAGAGGGAGAGACAUUCAAGCAUAUGGGGGAAUAAGAUGACGACGAAGAAAAUGACCAUAAGCGUCACAUGAAAAUCAUUCCAACAACAUGAUUGAGUCAAGGAGGAACAGAAGAAGGUAAAUCGGGGACAAUGAAUCUGGUUUUCCCACCUGCAAGCAAACCGGAGCACAGGAUUUUUAUACAGACCUGAAAAAACAGCUGAGAGGAAAGCAGAGACAACGACAAAACAGUGCCCAGAUAAGGAAUUAAUCACAUCAGUUUGUUUGCGAUCAAUCGGUGCGCUCUUCCUGUGCUAGCGAGAGCGUGCGUAUAUAUGUAUGCGAUUGUGCAUGGAUAGAGACUGCAUUGCUGCUAGCUGACAGAGACUAAAGCUUGCAGAAUUCAUCGCUCUUUUUUCUCUUACACUCUGUCUCCCUGUGUGGCAUCAGCAUGUCGGGUGGAUUUGGUAGAACAGUUAGUGAGCUCCUGGCAGAAAGGAUGCAAUUGUAAAUGCUACCUGCCUGCUUCAUUCAUCGGCCAUCACUCUGAGGACUCACAGGUUUCUAGGUGGAGCCUGGUGGUCUCAACAACUGGGAGGGGAAGUGAAACAGCUCAAAGCCCCAGAGAGGGAGAGCGGGAGUGAGGGUAGGUGUGUUGGCACAGGGGCCCUCAGUGGAGGCAGGAACGAGGAGGGGGCCAGAAUACCAGUACCGAGAGAAUUGUCUCUGCGUUGCUAAUGACAGAACAAGGCGCGCAUGGCUGGCGUGGGCCCACUUUCAUCACUAAGAAGAAACUGCAGGAAAGCAACUCAUGAAUAAAAAGCUCCACUCCUGGUGAAGGAUGGUCUGAGAGGGCUCAAGCUGCUCCUGCCCAGUUUGACAGGAGAGGACUACUGCCCAGGGGGGCUCCUCAAUUUUUCUUUCAACUUUUUGCAUUUUUUAAAGCAAUUAAAAGGAGCAUAUACGGGUCUUUUCCUUCCCCAGCUUUUCAACAACACCCUAGCCCCAUUUCCAAGUCUGAUUUUGUUUGGGUCUUUCUUCCUUUUCUUUUUCUUUUCUUUUUGAGAUUUGGGAUAUUUGCCAAAACCUAUUUCAUGCAUGUCCACUGGGGGCAGGUUCAACUUUGAUGAUGGGGGAUCAUACUGUGGAGGGUGGGAAGAGGGAAAGGCCCACGGCCAUGGCAUCUGCACAGGACCUAAGGGCCAAGGCGAGUACGCAGGCUCCUGGAGCCACGGUUUUGAGGUGGUGGGCAUCUAUACCUGGCCCAGUGGGAACACCUAUCAGGGGACUUGGGCACAAGGUAAACGCCAUGGCAUUGGAGUUGAAAACAAGGGCAAGUGGGUUUAUAAAGGUGAGUGGACACAUGGAUUUAAGGGACGCUACGGAGUGCGGGAAAGCACAGGAACCAGCGGCAAAUAUGAGGGUACAUGGAACAAUGGUCUACAGGAUGGAUAUGGAACAGAGACAUACUCUGACGGAGGUACAUUCCAGGGCCAAUGGGUGGGCGGCAUGCGGCAUGGAUACGGUGUACGACAAAGCGUUCCAUACGGCAUGGCAGCCAUCAUUCGUUCACCUUUGCGUACCUCCAUAAACUCUCUACGCUCUGAGCACAGCAAUGGCACAGCUCUGCUGACUGGCGACCGGGCGCCUGUGGCUGGCAUGGGGGGUGGUGGUGUCCUAGCAGCGGGGAGUCCAGCCGUGUCCCGUGGAGGCUUCGUUCUGACGGCCCACAGUGAGGCAGAGCUAUUGAAAAACAAAAAGAAGGGCUUGUUCCGCCGCUCACUCCUGAGUGGUCUCAAGCUGCGAAAAUCUGAGUCCAAGAGCUCAUUAGCCAGCCAGCGGAGCAAGCAGAGUUCCUUCCGCAGUGAGGCCGGAAUGAGUACGGUCAGCUCCGCUGCAUCCGACAUCAACUCAACCAUUAGCUUAGGCGAAGGGGAGGGUGAGCUCGCGGUAGGCGAGGAUGAUGUAGACGCCACUACAACAGAGAGUUAUGCAGGCGAAUGGAAGAAUGACAAGAGGACAGGCUGCGGGGUAAGCCGGCGUUCGGACGGACUGCACUACCAGGGUGAGUGGUUGGGCAACAAGAGGCAUGGCUACGGAUGCACAACCUUUUCUGAUGGCACCAAAGAGGAGGGCAAAUACAAACAGAAUGUUCUUGUCAGUGGCAAACGGAAGAACCUCAUCCCACUACGUGCCAGCAAGAUCCGCGAGAAAGUGGACAGGGCGGUCGAGGCGGCAGAUAAGGCCGCUGACAUAGCGAAGCAGAAGGCAGAAAUCGCACUCUCAAGGACAGUUCACGCCAGAGGGAAAGCUGAUUCUGCGAUGACAGCAGCACAGAAGGCCCAGGAAGAGUGCAGGCUGGCCCGGAUCACCGCCAAAGAGUUCUCCCCCUCUUUUCAGCACCGAGGAAACAGAGUGGAGUGCCAGCGACCCAAACAGCAGAACUCAAGCGAGAACGACAUGGAAGUCAUCUCCAGUGGGACCGCGGAUAGUACUGAGCUCUAUAUGAAGGGAUCCACACCUCCAGACCUUACCCCAGACAUAAGCCCCACUCCCAGCAGACCCUCCACACCUCCCCGAAGCCCAACCACCAAAUCUUCCAAUCGCACCAAAAAUGCCCGCUUUCUGCGACAGACUGCAGUGGAUGAUGAGCGUGGAGGAACGCAAGAGAUUCAGGUGCUUAUGGAGGGAAGAGGUGGUGGUGGUUCGAGUGGAGGUGGAGAGCACCUGAGGGCUAACAGUUGGAGCGAGGACAAGCGCCCCUCCCGUGGGGGCAGUAGUAGAGGUGGUAGUCGGGGCAGCAGCCGCUCCACAACUCCUUCAGUGCAGGACGAGGUACGGGUUGGGGUGGCACGGGCCAAUGGCCACAAGCACUCUUCAAAUCAUAAGCCUCGAGACCACAGCUCAUCCAAUCACAAAACCCAGCGGGAAAGGAGGCCAGACGGACCCUCAUCUUCUUGGACAUCUCAGCGGGUACACAGCGACAGUUUGGCUCAUUCACGUCUCUUAGAGCAGGAUGAGGAAAAACUGAGCAAUUAUGAAAUGGAGAUGAGGCCGUUGCAGCCAAUGGACUCCCUUAACUCCCAAAAGCCCUAUGGGCAUGGGGAAGAGUGGCAUAGUCACUCAGAGCCCCGUGGACAUACAUUACAGCGACGGGGUAAAAAUCGUGACCGGAAGCAGGAUGUCCGGGACACCUCAGGGUCCAGGGAUGCCCAGGAGGGGACGUCUCCAGACUCAAUGCAAAAGUUGGACAGUCUACGAGUGGGGGAAAAGCUAGAGGCUCGGCCUCUUCGCAGGGACCUCACACUCUCACCCCCACAGAAAUCUCCACCUAUUGCACUAGAGCAAGAUGACGAGAAUCAGUCUCAGCUCAAAGUGAACUCGGGCUCCAACUCUAUUCUGGUAGUCAUGGUGAUUUUGCUCAACAUUGGAGUCGCCAUUUUGUUUGUCCAUUUUUUUAUUUAAACUCUGCAUUGCCUAUCAAUUCUUCUUAUAUUAUCAAAUCAAUACUAGUGUCAUCACAACUGAUCUGGUCCCGGACCAUUUUUUUUUUUUUUUUUUUUUAUAAACAAAUGACCAAUGUACUUCUAUUGAAGUUACAGCACGUCAAUACGAGGACCGAGGAAGGCAACAACAAAACUGGGCUCAGCAGUUCCGUCUGCUUUCCUGUCUCCAAAGAGCUCGUUUUGAUUUCUUAAUUUCUUCUUAUUUUUUUUUUUAUCUGAAAUAGUUACAAGCAUCCUUUUGAACUUCUAGUUUUAUCCUAUGUAUUCAUUCACUCAUUAAUGCUGUUAUAAAUAUAUAGACUUGUUUCUCUUUUUUUAUUUCAUAUUUCUUACUUGCCUUUUCUUGACAAUGCUGGUGGCUUUUUUCAGUUUUCGUUUGGGUUUGGUUUGUAUUUGGGUGUUGGAGUAAUUUGAACUGUGGCUUUGGUGAGGGAGGGUGUGCAAGGUGGCCUAAGGGUGAAGGGCGACCACCAUCAACAUCUUUUUGGGUAACGGCAGCAUUACACAGCUAUGACGUCAACAGGUUCAAAGUGAUGGGAAACGGCCCCCGUCUAACCCCACCUGCCUCCCUCGCGCACCUCUCCUAAGCAUUGCUUAUGUUUCUCCAUGUUCUUGUUUUUAUCACUCUUUGGAAUAACACGUCAAGCGCUCCUCUCAUUUCCUGUACACCUCCAUUUUUCUUCUGUGUGGUAUGUCAACUACCAGCAGACUCCAGAAUGUCAUGGUGGGCCUGAAAUGAGAAUUAAAGUCACUUUGUAAUUACAAUGGACCUAAAAUGAGUCUACAUAGCUUUUUGAUGUAUAAACAUCUUCGAAUUUGCCUAAAAAUGUUGCAUAUGUUGAAAAGAAGUCUGCUAAACAAGCACAACCACUCCAAAUUGGGUUAGUUAAAGUUCAAGUCUAGUAAUCACAAAGACACAGCGCCACCAGCGUUUCAGCAUCUGCAACAUUUGUACUCGGGCGAAUCUGACCCAGAUGCAUUUGGAAAAAUUCCCAGAUCCAAAAGUUCUACGAUCUGAAAGGGCUUUAUCAUUAAUCUUGCUCCAAAUGAAACCUUUUUUUUUUCUUCCUAAGAAUAAAUCAUAACACAGUUAGAGUCCAUUUUUUUUUCAGGUCCAGCAUGUAAGAUUAUACGCUGUACAUUCAACACAACGUAGCAUGGGUUCGAUCUUUGAAAGCACUAUCGCAAGUUUGAGCUUUUCUGCAGCAUAUUUUAGUUUAAAAAAAUUGAAAGUUGUAAGAGGACUGGCACAUGACAUUCUGUGAGGUCACCAUCAUUACAGCGCCACCUUACUCUCUUUGAUGAAAUGACGAGAACGUGCGAGCACCUGCCGACCUCACCAUGCACACCCGAAAGCCACAUGCUGCGCGAGAUGCUGGCGUUCCCGACCAGACAUUCAAGAGACUGUUAACGUUUUUUUUUUCCCAAAUGCUGCUUUCAAAAAACUAAUAUUUAUUGAUAAAAGAAAAAAAAAAAACUUUUUUAGCUAUUUGCAAGAUGUCUGAAAAGUGCCGACUGCCUUGUUUUUCUAAAAGUAAAAGAAAAAAAACAUGUUGCAUGCUAACGUAUGUUUUAGUUUUGCAUAGAUAACUUUAUUGGGAAAAAUGUACGGAAAAGUGUGCAAGUAGUUUUGGAUGCGGCGUAAAAAAUACAAAAUUUAAUUGGGACUUGUUCGACACAUUUUAAUGCAAAUUUGUGAGAAUGUAUGAAUUUGUACGAUUGUACGAAUUGGUGAUUUUGUAUCAAUUUGAUCAAUCUAACUUGUACAAAAACCUAGCAUUUUAAGUAAAAUUUCACCAUGAGAAUAUACUUCAAAGGAGGAUAAGCAGAUCUUACGAAUUAGAUAAAUUCACCAACUAAUUACCAACAUAUUUACAAAUUGUCAUAAGAGUGUGUUAAAAUCUUUUACCUUAUUGGCCAAAACACCAUGAUACACAGUGGAACAGGUCUGAUCGGGCAUGCCAAUGAUGAAUUUGUGGUCCAAGUGCUGGUCUUGGCAUCCAGCAGCCUUUCUGCCCCAAAAUCAGAGACGAAACUAAAACGAGUGAAACAAACAAUCAAAGAGAGGUGUUUUGUUUAUUUUUUUAUAGCCAGCUAACAAAACACAAAGACUGAGAUGUUUUUAUAGCAUGUGUGUAUGGGCUUGUACUUUCCCCCUUGAGUCUGUCCUCCUGGCAAUGAUUCAUUCACAGUUUGUGUACUCUCUAUCCCUCUUUCUCGCCCACCUCCCUUCCUUCCCCAUAUUUCUCCGUUUCUCUAUCCAGCCGAGAACAAAUGACCAGAAAAAAUUAAAUGUAAAAAUGACAACUAUGCGGAUGUCAACAUACAAACAAGCUGGGGACCCAAAUGUCGUACAUUUGCUCAACUUGGGUCCUUGGGUUGGUCCAAGAAGUUUGCAAACUCACUUUGAUACCACAACGGCUGUAAGUGAUGGGGAUGGUGGGAUUCCAAAGGGUCUUUAAAGCAGCAAUUUUCUGCAGUUAACCCAUACUGUCGGCUCUUGUACCGUUUGACCUGGAUGUAUCCGUCACCCUAUGCGCCUAUAGCAUGCCCAAGCAUGCCCAGUUCUUUUAUCUCUCUCUCUCUCUGUCUUCUUCUAUCAUUCAGUUCUUUACUUUUCCUGGGGGUCUGAUUCUUUUUGAGUUAUAUGGAGAAAAUAAUGAAAGUGUUUGAAAGUAA
This is a messenger RNA of Carassius gibelio (silver crucian carp), 6721 nucleotides long. RefSeq names its product junctophilin-3-like. The record is from RefSeq and is a predicted model, not a curated record. Gene Ontology annotation, cellular component: junctional membrane complex; endoplasmic reticulum membrane; plasma membrane. Lineage: Eukaryota; Metazoa; Chordata; Actinopteri; Cypriniformes; Cyprinidae. Gene Ontology annotation, biological process: regulation of synaptic plasticity. The coding region runs from base 1635 to 4001 and encodes 788 amino acids. The transcript has 5 exons.